AUGGCAUUUCUCUUCUUGAAGAAAUGGAUGCCUGUCGCUAAAGAAAAAUGGGUUAUCUUGAAGAAAAAUGCAAAGCCUUAUGUCCAAAUGGUCUCAGAGAAAUCAUUGGAGGUUUAUCAAACAUCAAGUGACUUCAUCAGGCCUCAUCUUGUAAAUGCACACCAAGUUGCUGACCCCUAUUUCCAGGAAGCCAAGAAAUUUUCCAGACCAUAUAUUGAUCAAAUUGCUACAGCUACUAAACCACAUGUCGAGAAAAUUAGAACUACUCUCAAGCCCUAUACUGAAAGAGCAUGCCAUGUAUAUGGACAGUUUCUUGAGACAGCUACUACAUAUCAUCAGCAGUAUCAAGAGGCAGAAGAAGAAAACAUCACGGAGCAGUAA
This is a messenger RNA of Miscanthus lutarioriparius, 381 nucleotides long. The record is from the annotation of a GenBank genome assembly. Lineage: Eukaryota; Viridiplantae; Streptophyta; Magnoliopsida; Poales; Poaceae.